UACCCGCCACCCGAGCCUGUAUAUAACGGACCUCCAGCACGCUCUCUGGACUUCGUGCUUUCAGUUCCUUUAAGCCCCUCGCAUCCUCCAACUUCCUUACGAGCAGAACUCGCGUUUUCUUCUACGACAAAUAAUAACCCCUUUUAAGACAAACGCACUUCACGAUGAUGAAAUUCGCCCCCGCGUCCCUCUUCCUGUUCUUCAUCAUGAUGCUCUCCACGUUGGUUUCGGCUUUGCCUGUCAAUAUGCAGGUGCGAGAUGUUUUCGUUCCACCGAUUACUCUCCCCAAGGAGGGGACCGUGUGGAAGGUUGGCACCAAGCAAAAUGUUACCUGGGACACGUCCGAUGCGCCCACUCAGAUCACCAACCCUAUAGGUCGCAUUAUCCUCUCGAAGGGUGGCCUACUCGACCUCGACAACCCCCUCGCUGAUGGCUUUGACAUUCUUCUCGGCGAAUUCGAGGUGACUGUUCCCGAUGUCGAGCCUGCCGAUGACUACGCUAUCGUUCUCUUCGGUGACUCUGGCAACGCCAGCCCCCAGUUCACUAUCGAGGCCUGAUUACACAACCCUUCGACUAAAAGGAUGAACCCUCUCUGAGGCUCGCAUUUCGAACGCUCUGUUUCACGAACUUUUACACGAUUGGCCAACAUAACGACCUACUGUUUGUCUUUGCUAUCUUGUAUAGCAUGAAUUAACAGGACAUUGCUAUCACAUAAUGACUUUUUAGCACGCAUUUUGGACUUUCUUUUGCAUAAUCGCAUGGACUUCUUCGCAUAGCUUUCUCGUAGCUUUGCUUUGUAUUAGUAGAAAUCAUUGGAUUUUGCCUCUGGACAAUUACCAUGUUGUUUUGUGAAUUGAUGUGGCAUGUGUCCGUGAAGUCAGACCUAUACACGUCUGAGCAUGUAAAAUGUUACGCGGUAUUUAUAAUGCUUCAUUAAUCAGGUGAACAUUGAUUCAAACUC
Molecule: messenger RNA, 961 nt
Organism: Somion occarium
Lineage: Eukaryota; Fungi; Basidiomycota; Agaricomycetes; Polyporales; Cerrenaceae
Source: the annotation of a GenBank genome assembly